Molecule: messenger RNA, 1586 nt
Organism: Cucumis sativus (cucumber)
Lineage: Eukaryota; Viridiplantae; Streptophyta; Magnoliopsida; Cucurbitales; Cucurbitaceae
Product: dirigent protein 10
Exons: 1
Coding region: 460-1449 (329 amino acids)
Source: RefSeq, a predicted model, not a curated record
AAAUUGAACCAAGAUGGAUAAAUAAAUCAAGUUAAAACAAGUUGUUAUUAUCAAUUUCUUGAAAAUGAAUUCAAAUUUAUCUAAACAGGAUUAUUGUUGAGAAGAACAUAUGAAAUGCAACUUGAUAUUUGCAUUUCUCUCCAAUUUGUAUGUAUCAUUAUUAGUUUGAUAUUUUGUGUUGUGUGUGUGUUCUUGUUGGUGUUUUGGGAGUUGAGCAAAUCCUCUUCACCAAUAUACUAAACUAAAAAGUUGUUGAAACCUAAACCAAUACACCCAUUGAUCAUAGAGUUAUUCACCAACUCCAUUUCAGCCACUCCCACAUUUCCUUCACCCCUAAUCUGUUUCAUAUAUAUAUGUGUGUGUAUAUAUAAUUUCACAUAUAUUACCCUCAAACCCAUCUUUAACAUUACCAUACAAAAACAAUAUAUUUGUUUCCCCUAAUUCCUUCAACUUCCUCUCAUGGAAUUUCCCAAACUUCUCCCUUUCUCGACUAAACCAAUGCUCUGCUUUCUUCUCCUCUGCUUCAUGUGUUUAUCUGCCAACUCAGCCAGACUUCUCGACGAGCAGCCACAAGUCCCGGUUGGUACUCCGGCAGCAGCCUCGAGUGUCGUUGGGACGCCUUUCGGUAAUUUCGGGACAGGACCUACUGCUACUAAUACACCUUCAACAACUCUACCUAAUUCAGCUGGAAACAACCUGGGGCAAGGAGCUACUACACCUUCAUCAACUCUACCUAGUUCAGGGGGAGUUGAAGAUGAUCAUCAUGUAUUAACCUUCUUCAUGCACGAUAUCCUUGGAGGUACAAAUCCCUCGGCUCGAGCCGUUACGGGGGCAGUUAACAAUCCAGCUCUCAAUGGCCAACUUCCAUUUGCUAAACCCAAUGGAGCAGUUUUAUCAGUUGGAAAUAAUGUUCCUCAAAGUAAUGGAAACAGUGGUCUAAUUAACAACAACAACCUUCCCUUUCUAAUCGGUCUUGGUGGAGCAGCGUCCCCAUUGUUGCAAAACAGCAAUGGUGGUGGAAACAACUUCAACGGCCAGCUCGGCUUUCCAUCCGUUAAUGCAGGACAACUCCCGUCCGGAGUGUCGGUACAACAACUCCUCUUCGGCACGAUGACAGUUAUCGACGACGAACUCACGGAAGGACACGAGCUGGGUUCUGGGCUGAUCGGGAAAGCACAAGGGUUUUACGUGGUGAGUUCAGAAGAUGGGAACAGUCAAACAAUGGCAUUCACUACAAUGUUUGAGAGCGGCCAUUACGUCGAUAGCUUAAGCUUCUUUGGCGUUCAUCGGACGGCGGUGUCGGAGUCUCAUUUGGCAAUCAUGGGAGGGACAGGAAAAUAUGUAAAUGCAAGAGGGUAUGCAAAUGUGAAGACUCUUCCAGGCAUCAACCAACAUGAAACCGAUGGAGUUGAGACUUUGCUCCAAUUCACUGUUUACAUCAGUUAUUAAAACUAAUGGGUUGUUUUUACUUUUUAUCAUUGAGUGAGAAUAUGUUUGAAUUCUGUUUGUGAAUUUAUGGUUUGUAAUGAAAGUUUAUAUAUUUAUAUAUAUAUAUAUAUAUAUGAAUCAAACCAAGAUUUGAUACU